Molecule: messenger RNA, 1416 nt
Organism: Scheffersomyces amazonensis
Lineage: Eukaryota; Fungi; Ascomycota; Pichiomycetes; Serinales; Debaryomycetaceae
Gene: CKA1
Product: casein kinase 2 catalytic subunit
Exons: 1
Coding region: 268-1275 (335 amino acids)
Biological process (GO): peptidyl-threonine phosphorylation; regulation of cell cycle; regulation of transcription by RNA polymerase III
Cellular component (GO): cytosol; nucleus; protein kinase CK2 complex
Molecular function (GO): ATP binding; protein serine/threonine kinase activity
Source: RefSeq, a predicted model, not a curated record
GAUAGAGAAAAAAAUUUUUUUAUUGAGGUAUAGGGGACUUUGACUAUAUGGUAAUACAAACUAGUAGAUAAAACUUAAGGAUCGAUUUACCUUUGAUUCAGGAGGUGAUCUAUUCCACUAGUGUAAAAAUCCGGGAUAGCCAAGAUAAGGUUCAUUUACCGAGUAGUUUUAUUAUUGCUUUUAUCGUUUUACCUUGGCUAUAGAUCUAUUAACAAUACGAAGACUAGUAGUAGUAAUAAUAUUAAUAAUAAUAAUAAUAAUAAGAAAAUGUCGGUAAGUAAUAAUAAUAAUAAUAUUAAUACUUCAAUAGCCAGGGUGUAUGCGGAUGUAUUGGCAAGUAAACCACAAUCAUUCUGGGAUUAUGAUGAUUUAAAUAUUAAAUGGAAUUCACAAGAUAAUUAUGAAAUAAUUAAGAAAUUAGGUAGAGGUAAAUAUUCAGAAGUUUUCUUAGGGAUUGAUUUAAUAAAAGGUGAUAAAGUUGUUAUUAAAGUAUUAAAACCAGUUAAAAGGAAAAAGAUUAAAAGAGAAAUAUCUAUAUUAAAGAAUUUAGUCGAUGGACCAAAUAUCGUUAAAUUAUUUGAUGUAGUUAGAGAACCACAACUGAAAACUCCAGGAUUAAUUUUUGAACAUGUUAAUAAUGUUGAUUUUAGAACAUUAUAUCCAACAUUUUCUGAUUAUGAUAUUAGAUUUUAUAUGUAUGAAUUAUUAAAAGCUCUUGAUUAUUCACAUUCAAUGGGAAUUAUGCAUCGAGAUGUUAAACCUCAUAAUGUUAUGAUAGAUCAUGAAAAGAAGAUAUUAAGAUUAAUAGAUUGGGGAUUAGCAGAAUAUUAUCAUCCAGGUACUGAAUAUAAUGUAAGAGUUGCAUCACGUUAUUUUAAAGGUCCUGAAUUAUUAGUAGAUUUUAGAUUAUAUGAUUAUUCAUUAGAUUUAUGGUCUUAUGGUUGUAUGUUAGCAUCUAUGGUAUUUAUAAAGGAACCAUUUUUUCAUGGGAAAUCUAAUACUGAUCAAUUAGUUCAAAUAGUAAGAGUAUUAGGUUCAAGCAAUUUAAACAAAUAUCUUGAAAAAUAUAAUUUAACUCUUAGUGAAGAAUAUGAAGAUAUUGGUUAUUAUAAUAGAAGACCAUGGGAAAGAUUUAUUAAUGAUAAUAAUCAACAUCUUGUAUCAAAUGAAUUUAUUGAUUUUAUUGAUAAUUUAUUAAGAUAUGAUCAUCAAGAGAGAUUAACUGCUAAAGAAGCUAUGGCUCAUCCAUAUUUUGAUCCAGUUAGACCAACUUAAAUUAAUUUAAAUUAAUUUGAUUUAAUUCAAUUUAUCUAACUGAACCAUCCGUUUAAUAAUGCAUAUAGUUAUCUAAUUCUUCAUAACUUCUUCAUAACUUCUUCUACCCUGUACUUAUACUUAUGCCUUAUAAUAUAAAGC